CCAAAGAGAAACCGCAAGAAAGCAAAAACUUGAACAACGUAGCCGAAGAAACAUUAUAAAUACACACUCUCUCUCACUCACAUGUUCACGCGUCUGAGAAUUUUCUGAGUUUUCGAAGAACCAUUUCGUGUGGUUUUUGCGUCGCGUGGUCAGAGAAGGUUGAAUCAGCAGAAUCAAGACAUCAUGAACUCACCUCCUCCUUCUUCUAAUGAUGGCUUGGCGAAGCGAAAAAGAGGUCGACCGCGCAAAGAUGAAAACUCAACUCCAAAACCGGACAUGAAUUUGGUAGGUAAGGUGGUUACUGGUGUAAUCGAAGGAUCUUUCGACGCAGGCUAUCUCCUUAACGUUAAGGUUAAAGACAGUGACACCCAACUCAGAGGUCUCGUGUUCAUACGGGGCAGAGUCACUCCGAUCACUCCAGAAAACGACGUGGCUCCUCUUGUUAAAAUGUACGGAAGAGAAGAUAUCAAGAACAACCAAACCGAUCAUUCUUUCCCUACUGAUCAACCAAUGCAAGAUGCUGCUGUCACUACUACUGACAUGGAUAUUUCUGAAUCCUCUCGAGCUUUGGUCGUAGUUCCACAAGCGACCAAUGGCCAAGCGAAGGAAGCUACGAAGGAUGAAGAUGGAGUCAUUGAAGGACAAGCUGACACUCGGUUAGUGGAGUUUUUUCCAACUCCAGGCACAAUGAUGAUGACUGCUCAACCAAAUCUUGUCUUGGUACCGAAAGAGACAGAACAACAGAAAACAACUGGUGGGAGUCAUGGAUUCGAUCUUAUGGAAGAGGAACCAGUUCGUCAAGGAGAGAAGUUGCCAGAGGAGCUAUUACAUCUAGAGCUUGGAAACAAGACAACAUUGAGUGUAGACAACAACAUCUCUACAACAGAGGCGCCUGAUCUAUAAAACCUCUGGCUUUAAUUUAUAGUGAACUUUUUUGAAGGACAAGACAAGAAGGUAGAUACCAAUAUGGAAGAAGAAGCUACUCCAUCAGUGCAAUAGUUAGAACUCUAUUCGGUUGUUUUGGGGAUAUGUAACAAACCCCAUUAUAUUUUGUGUUGUCUCUCUUUCAGUGCUUAUUAUACAGACCUCAAUGUUGUCUUUUAUGAUACCCUUUGUUCUUCUGGUUUGCAAACAUUUGUUUUUAAUCUCUUCUUCUAAACUGACUCCAUCAAAUAAACCUAGAGCUGGCAACUAUUAAGGC
This is a messenger RNA of Arabidopsis thaliana (thale cress), 1201 nucleotides long. Its product is annotated as DNA binding protein. The coding region runs from base 184 to 903 and encodes 239 amino acids. NCBI's taxonomy places the organism in Eukaryota, Viridiplantae, Streptophyta, Magnoliopsida, Brassicales, Brassicaceae. The transcript has 2 exons. The record is from RefSeq and is marked reviewed.